CACUAAGGGACUUUGUAUGACCCUCUGCGACCGACAUGGUCGCUUACUGUAAUCUUCAGCAAUCGGAAAAUUACACUAAACGACCCUGUUAGGUUGCAUAAGAUGGCUUAUUUGCAAGUCGUCUUCAACCUCGAACUAAACCGAUUUUCACACUGAAUUUUUAUUUUUUUUGCAAAUUUUUUUAAAUUUAUGCUUAGUAUAGUUAUAUAAUCAAAUAAAAUGAAUGCCCAAUUAUUAAAUAUGAUUUUGAAGUUGAUUACUAAACUUUACAAUUAUUGGACGAAAAUGCCUCUUCUUCUUCAAUGGUUUUUUUUUAGUAAAUGUUUAUCGGAAUUUGUAAGUGUAGAUGCAAAGAUGAGUGAUAUCUUAAGAGUCCAAGAAAAAUGUGUAUAUCAUUGAAGAAGAUAGUUGAGUAGGGUUGAAGAGAAAGUGGGGAGCAAUUAAGGAGAGGAACGCUUUAAGAGAGAACGGUACUGGUAGCAAAAGUGGCAUCAGAGGGAAGACAAAAUGUCGAAGCUGUUCUCGAGGGUUGCUGGGUUCUUCAGCAACAGGACUAAGAUGGGCGUGGACAAAGCUGGAAAUCGAUACUUCGCUAGAAAAGAGGAGAUUGAUGGUGUCUUGAAGGAGAAAAGAUGGGUGAUAUUUAAGGGUGAAGAUGAUCCAACUUCCAUUCCAGUUGAAUGGAUAUGUUGGCUGAACGGGCAGCGCAAGAAAGCUCCAACGUCAGAGGAAAUGGAAGAGAUGGAAGCAAGGCGUGAAUGUGUGCGUCUGAAUGUUGCUCUUAUGAAGAAAGAAGAAGAGGGAAGGAAACUAAAAGAAGGCAGUACACGCAAAGGCACCAGCAUUGGUAAAGCAGCGGGUCCAGACUUUAGUAGUUUCAUUCGGCAAUUUCCAGCUUCAUCGGAAGGUGUCAAAGUUGAGGAACAAACUGACAUAAAGGAAGGAGUAAGGAGUGGCAACAAUAGAGAGACAAAUACAUCAAGAUCAGUUCCAGAGUCUUCGGAGCCAUCAGGAUCUGGGCAAACAUACCGGCCAGGGACAUGGCAGCCACCAACAUGAACUUUAUGAUCAGGUGCUCCCGAAUACCCACAGUUGGUUUGCUAGUGAAGCUUCUUGGAGUAGCUGUGUUUUGGCACAAAUACAACACAGUUUUCUUCUGCUUCUAUUGCCCAGGGAAAGCAAAAACAUUAUUUAUUCAUCCGAAAGAAAAUGAUAUCCCAGUUAUGGCGAAUUUAUUGAUUUCAUAUGCAUGCAAAGUUGCCCUGAAGGGGACAGAGUAUUAGGUCGAAUGGUCAAAGCACUUGAUUUACUUUACACCUAACAAUUUGUUCUGGGUUCUUUUUUUCCCAAAGAUUGUAGUGUUCAUCACAUACAAAUAAUAAUAAUAAAAUAUGUAUGCACAGCACAUUAGUUUCUACAA
Humulus lupulus (European hop) is the source of this 1420-nucleotide messenger RNA. RefSeq lists its product as uncharacterized. The coding region runs from base 508 to 1059 and encodes 183 amino acids. The record is from RefSeq and is a predicted model, not a curated record. Gene Ontology annotation, cellular component: membrane. Lineage: Eukaryota; Viridiplantae; Streptophyta; Magnoliopsida; Rosales; Cannabaceae. The transcript has 10 exons. Gene Ontology annotation, biological process: response to oxidative stress; mitochondrial respiratory chain complex I assembly.